UAUUCUUUCAUCUCUUACUUUUCCCAGCUUUAUAAUUAAACCCAUAAAAAAAUCAGUGCCCAGAUUUAACUGCAUUUCAAUGCUACCUUCAUUUCCGGUGAUUUAGUCUGUUGAAUCUCUUCUACUCAACAAAUUAUUUGAAUCUAAUCUGCAGAAAAUCCAAAGAUUAGAUUGCUGAGAAGAUGGAGUCAAAAAUGGAUCGUUAUGAGAUCAUGGAGCAGAUUGGGCGUGGAGCUUUUGGUGCAGCCAUUUUGGUUAAUCACAAGCUGGAAAGGAAAAAGUAUGUGCUGAAGAAGAUUCGAUUAGCUAGACAAACAGAACGUUGCAGAAGAUCAGCUCAUCAAGAGAUGGCUCUGAUUGCUCGGCUGCAGCACCCGUUCAUCGUCGAGUUCAAGGAAGCUUGGGUGGAGAAGGGUUGCUUUGUUUGCAUAGUUACUGGAUAUUGUGAAGGUGGUGACAUGGCUGAGCUUAUGAAGAAAGCCAAUGGCCAAUACUUUCCUGAGGAGAAACUGUUGAAGUGGUUCACUCAGCUGUUGUUGGCAGUCGAGUAUCUUCAUUCUGGUUUUGUUCUCCACCGGGACCUCAAAUGCUCCAACAUCUUUCUCACCAAAGAUCAAGAUAUUCGUCUAGGGGAUUUUGGGCUUGCUAAAACUUUGAAAGCCGAUGAUUUGACUUCUUCAGUUGUCGGAACUCCGAAUUACAUGUGCCCUGAACUACUUGCUGAUAUUCCUUAUGGUUUGAAAUCCGAUAUAUGGUCCCUUGGUUGCUGUAUGUACGAAAUGGCUGCUCAUCGUCGUGCAUUCAAGGCUUCUGAUAUGGCUGGCUUAAUAAGCAAGAUUAACCGAUCAGCCAUUGGCCCGUUGCCUCUUUGUUACUCCCCGUCCCUGAAAAUGCUCAUCAAAAGCAUGUUGCGUAAAAAUCCCGAGCAACGGGCCAGUGCGUCUGAGCUGUUGAAGCACCCGUUUCUGCAACCUUACGUUGCUGAGUACCGUCAAUCUUACACUGCUCCUACAAGACAUAUUUUUACUGCUAAUGAACAUCGCGAGGAUAUGGCUGAAAGCGAAAGCAGCAGCUGCAGUUCACGCAUAGACAGGGAGAGCCUAAUGGCGAGCGAGAUUCAAGAAGAGAUUGCUGAAACUCGUGCAAACGCACCAGAGGAGGCAGGUGUGAAGGAGACCGUCUCCUCGGAUGCGAGAUCGUUCAGCGAAAGGGCGGACGCGCUCGAAGGGCUGCUUGAGCUGUGUGCGGACUUGCUUGAGCAGAGCAAGUUGGAGGAACUGUCAGUGGUUUUGAAGCCAUUUGGGAAGGAAAAGGUGUCUCCAAGAGAUACAGCAAUGUGGCUGGCUAAGAGCCUUAAAGGGAUGAUGAUUGAAGACAGUGGGAGGCUUAAAUGAAUUUUAUUUAUCUAUUCCAUUCAAUUAUUCCAUCUCUUUUUUUUUCGGUUUAA
Messenger RNA from Salvia splendens (bonfire salvia), 1447 nucleotides. RefSeq names its product serine/threonine-protein kinase Nek3. The record is from RefSeq and is a predicted model, not a curated record. NCBI's taxonomy places the organism in Eukaryota, Viridiplantae, Streptophyta, Magnoliopsida, Lamiales, Lamiaceae. The coding region runs from base 183 to 1394 and encodes 403 amino acids. Gene Ontology annotation, biological process: protein phosphorylation; microtubule-based process. The transcript is spliced from 15 exons. Gene Ontology annotation, molecular function: protein serine/threonine kinase activity; ATP binding. Gene Ontology annotation, cellular component: cortical microtubule.